Molecule: messenger RNA, 1080 nt
Organism: Setaria italica (foxtail millet)
Lineage: Eukaryota; Viridiplantae; Streptophyta; Magnoliopsida; Poales; Poaceae
Product: anthranilate O-methyltransferase 1
Exons: 4
Coding region: 1-1080 (359 amino acids)
Biological process (GO): methylation
Molecular function (GO): S-adenosylmethionine-dependent methyltransferase activity
Source: RefSeq, a predicted model, not a curated record
AUGAGCAUGGAGCGUGACUUCCAUAUGGUGGAAGGAGAUGGAGAAACCAGCUACACCACUAACUCCAGACUUCAACAAAAAGCUUUGUUCGAGACUAAAUCAGUGCUCGAGGAGGCUGUGAGACAAGUUUGCUCUGCUCUCCUCCCUCCAAAUCUGGUGGUUUGUGACCUAGGCUGCGGUCCGGGUGACAACACACUCAUCUUCCUCUCGGAGGUGAUCAAAGCCAGUAGCAGCCAUAAUGUGCCGGAGAUCCAAUUCUUCCUCAAUGAUCUGCCGGGCAACGACUUCAGCCAUGUGUUCCGAUCAGCUGAACGGUUCAAGAGCUCAGUUACAGCAUGUCACAAGGGAGAAAGACGGCUUCCAUUCCAUAUUGCUGGGCUAUCCAGGUCCUACUACACUAGGCUUUUCCCUUCCCAAAGCGUUCAUCUCUUUCACUCAUCCUAUAGCCUCCAUUGGCGUUCUCAGCUUCCUGAUGGGUUAGACGGCAACAAGAGAAACAUUUACAUUGCAAAGGCCACACCACUGUCUGUGGUGAAACUGUACCAAGAGCAAUUUCAGAAGGACUUGAUCUUAUUCCUUGAGCUGCGGUAUGAUGAACUAGUGGUUGGCGGGCAAAUGGUUCUGACUUUUCUUGGGAGGAAGGAAGAGGAUCUAUACAGUGGCAAUAUGAACUAUCUUUGCGAACUACUCGCACAAUCUCUUCAGUCUCUUGUUGAGAAGGACCUCGUGGAGGAAGAUAAACUGAACUCCUUCAAUCUACCAAUCUUUGGGGCGUCCAUUGAUGAAGUGAAGGCAGCUAUCAAGCAGACUGGGCUGUUUGACAUCAAUGAAAUUAAACUAUUUGAAUCAAACUGGGAUCCUUAUGACGACUCCGAAGAUGACAAUGUGCAAGAUAACAUCCAGAGUGGGGUGAAUGUCGCAAAGUGCAUAAGGGCUGUGAUGGAAACUCUUUUUGUAAGCCACUUCGGUGAAUCCAUUCUUGAUGCCCUCUUCAAAGAAUAUGCAAGCAAGGUAGCAGAGUAUCUGGAAAGGGACAAGGCCAAGUACUCAGUCAUGGUCCUGUCCUUGCAAAGAAGAUAG